UGCGCGCCGCCCAGGGAUGCUGCCGGCCAGCCGCGCCGGCGGGGCUGGGAUGCUGCCGCCGCCACCUCGCCCGCUUCCCCGCGCCCUGUUCUCCCCGCUUUUUGGCUAAGCCGGAGCUGGGAGAGCAGCCUCCCGCCCCGAACCCCCGGCGGGGUUGGGGUGGGGUGUGGGGAGUGCUCUGGAGAACCACUUUGCGGAGCCGAGGAGCAUCGCUGGCUCUGCCUCGCGUCCGGCCGGUGGGGACAUCGCCUGCAGCUCCGCGGGGAAGUUUCGAUCUUGCGACAGAAUCGGCAUUUUGGGGAGCUUCUGGGUGUUUUUUUUUUUUUUGUCUUCGUUUUCCUUUUACCUCUAUUAUUUAAACGAAAGAGCAACAGCCAGCAAACAGCCCAACUCCAAGCCCAUUUUGCUCUCCCCAGCCCAUUUUUAUGGCUGCCCUCCCUUUCCUGCCAGAGACACUUACAUUUCCUCCUUGGGUUAUAAACUUUUGAUGCCAGAUCUCCGCAGCGCGUGCCCAACUGAAUCUUAAAGUAGCGUCUCGAGCAGACACACAUCUGUGACCUUCAUCUCUUGCUCUGCACCUUCUCUCCUCCUCUUCCUCCUCCCCCCCGGCCCUCCCGUCCUCCUCCCUCACCCAAGGAUACUGGGGACUCCCUCCGGAUGCCGCUCGGCAGGCUCAGUGCUCGCAGGCUGCCUUGCCGGGGGCUCUCCUGAUCUCCGUGGAGCUCCGCAUCGCUCGCCCCGGAGUGCCCGUGCGCAGCGGAGAUGCCACCUUCCCCAAAGCUAUGGACAACGUGACUGUGCGGCAAGGGGAGAGCGCCACGCUCAGGUGUACCGUGGAUGACAGGGUCACGCGGGUAGCGUGGUUGAACCGCAGCACCAUCCUGUACGCCGGCAAUGACAAGUGGUCUAUAGACAACCGCGUGGUCAUCCUCUCCAACACCAAGACCCAGUACAGCAUCAAGAUACAAAACGUGGAUGUCUACGAUGAGGGCCCCUACACCUGCUCCGUGCAGACAGACAAUCACCCCAAGACUUCGCGUGUCCAUCUCAUCGUCCAAGUUCCCCCCCAGAUCGUCAACAUCUCGUCGGACAUCACCGUGAACGAGGGCAGCAGCGUGACUCUCAUGUGCCUGGCCUUCGGGAGACCGGAGCCCACCGUCACGUGGCGACACCUCUCCGGGAAAGGGCAGGGCUUUGUGAGCGAGGACGAGUACCUGGAGAUCACGGGCAUCACGCGGGAGCAGUCCGGGGAGUACGAGUGCAGCGCCGUCAACGACGUGGCCGUCCCGGACGUGCGGAAAGUCAAAGUCACCGUCAACUACCCGCCGUACAUCUCGAACGCCAAGAACACGGGCGCCUCGGUGGGCCAGAAGGGCAUCCUGCAGUGCGAGGCUUCGGCCGUGCCCGUGGCAGAGUUCCAGUGGUUCAAGGAGGACACCAGGUUAGCGAAUGGGCUGGAGGGCGUGCGGAUCGAGAGCAAGGGCCGCCUGUCGACGCUGACCUUCUUCAACGUCUCGGAGAAGGACUACGGCAACUACACGUGUGUGGCCACAAACAAGCUGGGCAACACCAACGCCAGCAUCAUCCUGUACGGGCCCGGAGCGGUGCAUGACGGUGGCAACGCGGCGUCCCGGCUGGCCGCCAGCCUCUGCCUCUGGGCCGCCCUCCUCGUUCGCCUCCUCCUCGACUUUUGAUAAGGGAGCGGAGGGUCCCGGGAGGCCCCCGCCGCGCCUCUCCCCCGCCGCGGGCUCAGCCUGCCACGCCGCCCGGGGACUCCUCGCCGUCGGCCGGGCGAUGCGCUGGAGGACGGGCGGCGGCGCCGAGCGUCCGAGGAUGGCCGCAUCUCCCGCGUGCCGGGAUCGUUCUCGCCGCUGGUUACGCUGUACAGAUCCCACCACGUGCCACCAGACUGUCACCCGCCACCAUCACCCCGGGGACGCGGUCCGGCACGGACGGGGCUCCCCGCAGCCACCUCGUCCCCGACGCAGGGGGGUGUGGAGCCACCGGGGUGGGCGCCACCCAGAGCUGUCACCGGGGAUGUCCGUCUCGUCAUCUUGCUAAGCCACCUAUGCCCAAAAAGACCCCACUGUUGAAGCCCCCCGGCUCUGCCUUCAGCCCUCUCGGUCCUGAAUGUCAGCUGUUGCCACCAAAGCCCUGAUGGCGCUGGCCCCCACCGCCUGGCCUCGCCUCUGCUCCUGGGCCCUGCCCACUCCCUGAAGCCUUUUCCAAGGGGGUCACCCGAUGCAACCAGUUAUCCUUCAAGGGUCAAA
Molecule: messenger RNA, 2270 nt
Organism: Phalacrocorax carbo (great cormorant)
Lineage: Eukaryota; Metazoa; Chordata; Aves; Suliformes; Phalacrocoracidae
Source: RefSeq, a predicted model, not a curated record